Messenger RNA from Dacryopinax primogenitus, 1194 nucleotides. RefSeq lists its product as uncharacterized. The transcript is spliced from 2 exons. The coding region runs from base 1 to 1194 and encodes 397 amino acids. Lineage: Eukaryota; Fungi; Basidiomycota; Dacrymycetes; Dacrymycetales; Dacrymycetaceae. The record is from RefSeq and is a predicted model, not a curated record.
AUGGAUUCAGCAUACGAACCACCGCUAGCAUUGGAAAUAAUCGGUACAAUUUUCAUUGGCGUCGCUCUGUGCUUCUCGCUAUGGAUUGCGGUUGACAUUGUGAGGAGAAGAGGAUGGAGGACUAUGAUGGCCAUUAUGAUACCCGUAUAUAUUCUCAACGCGCUGUAUCUCGCGCCGAUAACGCUCUGGACUUACCUCAACUGGGGACGACCUCCGAAGCCGCUGGCAGCAAAUCAUAUCAACGAAACGGAUCGAGAUACGAAACUUGUGGACGCAGAAAAGGGAGAGCCACAUGCACACAUGCAUAUGACCCAUGAAGGACAAAAUAUGCAUGGACCGGCUGGACACGCGGACGAUGAGGGACAUGGAUUCGAUGUGGGCCAGGCUGAUCCUGUGCACCAUACCGACCACGAUCUCCAUUCCAUGACCGCACACCACGAGCACAGUCCGAGGUACGAAACCAACCAUCAGGGGAGCCAGAUAGACACGCAUUCCGUGCACGACAUGGGAGACCAUACCAGUCACAACAUGUCAAAACAUGAAGCACACGAUAUGUACAAUCCCACCUUGAACGUCAUUGUGUCCGGUCACGACAUGUCUAAGCACGCCGAUCACAAUUUAGGCCUUCAGGCUGAUCAUAAAACGGACGAUCCUCUCGAUCAGGACAAGUUAAAGCAUGCUCGGCAUGACGUGAACCCGCAUGGCGGACAUAACAUAUCGCAACAUAUGCACAUGAUGGACGAGCGACCAAUGUUCGCAACGAUCACCAUCGCGGUCUGCCACUGCGGUGCUGCUUGUCUGCUUGGCGAUAUCGUUGGUGAAUGGCUCGUCUGGGGAGUCGGAGCGCAGAUCAACGGACGCUCGAUCUGGGCCGAGUGGCUCGUCGAUUACGCCUUCGCCUUGGUCUUCGGCAUCGUGUUUCAGUACUGGAGCAUCGCACCCAUGUCAGGAGAAUAUGGUCCGAAGACACUGUGGCGUGCAGCGAAAGCAGACUUUCUCAGCUUGACGGGGUUCCAGAUCGGCUUGUUUGGCUGGAUGGCGAUUUUCCAGCUCGCGAUUUGGCAGGACCGCCUGCAGAUGAAUAAUGUCGUGUAUUGGUGGAUGAUGCAGGUUGGGAUGUUUAUGGGUCAUUGGACGGCAUUUCCAGUGAAUUGGUGGCUCAUCAAGAAUCGAAUUAAGGAGCCUUGCGCAUAG